AUGACAUCAAGAGAGUCCGGCAGAGUCAAAGAUGCGGAAAAAAAGAGAGUAUUGGAUGAUGCAUCAAGGAAGAGGCGAGCAAGAAAGGCAAUUGAAGCACUUGAACAAGACAAUUUUCAUGAAGACCCUCAUGCCGACUUAGUAAUGUCAAAAAAGGUACCAAAGUUUGCCGAUUCAAAUGAAAAACCAACAAGAAAGAAAAAAUCUAAAAGUGCUGAAUAUUAUAAGUUGAGGUUUAGAAAAACAUUCGCUCAAUUGGUUGAAGAGGAUGCUGGAUUUAGACCUGAUCCACCCAAUUAUCUGACUGCACAAGUGCCACCUUCUAGGUUUCCUGAUCGUCACUUUUGUGCUGUUUGUGGAUUUCCUUCAAAUUAUACUUGUAUUCCUUGCGGGGCGAGAUACUGCUCAGUGAAAUGCCUUGGAACCCACUUGGAUACACGAUGCCUAAAAUGGACUGCGUAAUUGGUUCAAUUUUAGUAAUGAUAAAAAUAUAUCUAAGUAGAAGUGGA
Leptidea sinapis is the source of this 509-nucleotide messenger RNA. RefSeq names its product zinc finger HIT domain-containing protein 1. NCBI's taxonomy places the organism in Eukaryota, Metazoa, Arthropoda, Insecta, Lepidoptera, Pieridae. The transcript has 2 exons. Gene Ontology annotation, cellular component: Swr1 complex. Gene Ontology annotation, molecular function: nucleosome binding. The record is from RefSeq and is a predicted model, not a curated record. Gene Ontology annotation, biological process: chromatin remodeling. The coding region runs from base 1 to 462 and encodes 153 amino acids.